CCCCGAGAGACGGAUAUAAUAAAACCCAGAUACGAUGCGGUUGUUAAGUGGAGCGGUGUUGCGGGCCACGAUGAGACACCGCUGUCGCCACUUUUCUGUGGCACAAAACAACUGGAACGCCAGAAAAGGUCUGGUACUCGGCGUUUACGAGAGCGAGAAGGAGGACGACUCUCUCCAUCUAACUGAAUCAGCAGCUGGUGUCGACAGAGUUCUGUCUGGUAAACUGACUGAGCUGCUAAAGAUAUCAGGACCAGGUCUGAAGAAAGGGAAGAGCAGAAUAUUCUACGGUCUUCAUGAGUCUUCAUGA
Messenger RNA from Oncorhynchus keta (chum salmon), 307 nucleotides. Its product is annotated as cytosol aminopeptidase-like. The coding region runs from base 35 to 307 and encodes 90 amino acids. The record is from RefSeq and is a predicted model, not a curated record. NCBI's taxonomy places the organism in Eukaryota, Metazoa, Chordata, Actinopteri, Salmoniformes, Salmonidae. The transcript has 4 exons.